UUCUAACGUCGUCAUACACUCUUGUUCGAUGCAUUGCACCAAGAGCUUUCAAAGUCUCUCUGGAUCCCCACGCCAAGAUAAGAUGCAACCGGUUUGUGUCACUUGUCACUUGCCCACACACACUGGCAUUGCCUCAGCGGAAGAUACCCAAGGAACCCAAGCUGGGCUUGAAAGCGGGCGGAGGGCGACACAAUGGAGGUGAAAUAGCUUAUUUCAUCACGAUUCUGAUCCUCAAUUUUCACUCACUCCUCAUCUGCCUAAAUGCUACCUUAGCUUUCCAACCAAGACGUCUUGUACAUACUUCUUAACUUCUUGCCAUCCAUGGAUGCUUGUGCAUAUUGAGACGUCCCGGCUUCUUCAACACAAUGCGCUCCGCUGUGAUUGCCAACCUUGAGCUACACAAACCACGCAGAACAUGGCACUCGACUUCCCAACCAUCUUCCUCCUCCCCGCCCAGCUCGGAUCCGAAGAACUCGAGCAACUCGAGGAGCAGAUCCCCACGCUCACCUAUGACAUCAAUGAGGCCGAAGUCGUUUUGGGAAAGGUGUCUCGCAAGGAGCGAGCACUGUUUGAGCUCAGGAAGCAUAAAUUGGUUACCGAGGAGAUCGAUACGACCCGACGCUCAGCAUCUGCAUCGCCCGAGCUGAAGCGCCUCAGGCUUAUGACGCCUGUCCUUGCCAGUUCUGAUCUUGAUUCAGACACGGCAUCUGAAGGCGAGAUUCAGCGCCGCCUGGUUGGGCCCGCUGCACCCGGCACUGCAGGGCAGACGGUCAAGGUGGUAAGGCUCUCCUGGUUUACCGACUCCAUCAAGGCAGGCCUAGUUCUUCCGCUGGACGAUUAUCUCGUGUAUGAAGGCCGCAAGGUGCUGGCAGCACCAGAAACAAGUCAACCGCCGCCCCCUGCUGAAAAGGCGGCCGAGGUUCUCAAACGUGCUCUUGCCGAUGCAAGCGCUCUGCCGCCAAGUUCCCGCCAGAAACCGUUUAGUGGAAGAAGGGGCGAGACCUAUGUUCGGAACCCCGUCAGGCCGACUUUGGUCAGACAGACGACAUCGGAGCAUGAGGUCGACGCCCAUCUCCCACCCAUCCCCGACUAUCUCCAUACUACCUACUCGUGCCAACGCCCUACUCCGGUGCAUCCACCAAACGAGCCAUUCAUCGAGGAGCUGUCCAAAAUCAAGACGGCAAGAACCUUGACCGGGGACAAGAUAGGCGUCAGGGCUUAUUCAAGCGCAAUCGCCACCAUCGCCGCCUACCCCUAUACCUUUCAGACCUCCCAAGCCACAGAAGUUGCCAGACUUCCGGGCUGCGGCGCUAAGAUCGCCCUGCUCUAUCAGGAGUUCAAGGAAACGGGCCAGAUUAGAGAAGCAAGAGAAGAUGAGUCAGACCCUAAGCUGGCCGUGCUCAAGCUCUUCUACAACAUCUGGGGCGUGGCUGAGACGACGGCACGCGACUUCUACAACCGCGGCUGGCGCGAUAUAGACGACAUCGUCGAGUACGGCUGGAACACGCUUACACGCGUGCAGCAGAUCGGCGUCAAGUUUUACGACGAGUUCCUGCUCAAGAUCCCGCGCGCAGAAGUCGAGUCCAUUUCCAACAUCAUCCUUGCGCACGCCAACAAAAUCCGAAAGGGGUUUCAGAUGGUCAUUGUUGGCGGCUACCGUCGGGGCAAAACGGAGAGCGGUGACGUCGACGUGGUGCUGAGCCACCCCGACGAGUCUGCUACUCUGGGGUUUGUCGAGCGCAUCGUCGUCAGCCUUGAGCGGGACAAAUACAUCACGCACACGCUCUCGAUUAGCACGACAAACUCGGAGCGGGGCCAAGUCCCCGUCAGCUGGAAGGGCAACGAGAAGAAGGCGGGCACUGGGUUCGACACGCUCGACAAGGCGCUGGUGGUUUGGCAAGACCCGGUAUGGAACGCCGGCGAGUCGGUCAAGAACCCGAAUCCGCACCGCAGAGUCGACAUCAUUAUAAGCCCUUGGAAGACGGCGGGGUGCGCCGUGCUCGGCUGGACGAGCGGAACGACAUUUCAGCGAGAUUUGCGCAGGUACUGCAAGAAGGAGAGGUCGCUCAAGUUUGACAGCAGCGGGAUACGCAGCAGGCUCGAUGGGUCGUGGGUGGAUUUCGAGAGCGGGCCGGAUGGGGAGCCGGCGCCGGACAUGCUAACGGCGGAGCGCCGCGUAUUUGCUGGCCUGGGCUUAGAGUGGCGACCGCCAGAAGAGCGCUGUACCGGCUGA
Messenger RNA from Canariomyces notabilis, 2233 nucleotides. RefSeq names its product Nucleotidyltransferase. Bases 416 to 2233 code for a protein of 605 amino acids. Lineage: Eukaryota; Fungi; Ascomycota; Sordariomycetes; Sordariales; Chaetomiaceae. Gene Ontology annotation, cellular component: nucleus. Gene Ontology annotation, biological process: double-strand break repair via nonhomologous end joining. The transcript is spliced from 2 exons. The record is from RefSeq and is a predicted model, not a curated record. Gene Ontology annotation, molecular function: DNA binding; DNA-directed DNA polymerase activity.